This is a messenger RNA of Raphanus sativus (radish), 495 nucleotides long. RefSeq names its product protein DOWN-REGULATED IN DIF1 11-like. Bases 1 to 495 code for a protein of 164 amino acids. NCBI's taxonomy places the organism in Eukaryota, Viridiplantae, Streptophyta, Magnoliopsida, Brassicales, Brassicaceae. The transcript has 2 exons. The record is from RefSeq and is a predicted model, not a curated record.
AUGGAGACUAAAACAAUCUUUUUGGUGUUUUUCAUAAUUACCCCUUUGGUAUCAUAUGCGUAUCCAAAUUUGGAUCAAGAAAAUGUUGACGAUAAACCACUGAUCAAUUCCAGUCACGUUCACAUUUUUGAUUUAGUGGAUGCGACAUCGCGGGCUUCGCAAGAUUACAAUGAUCAUAUGCUAGAGAAUCUUCCACCAAAAUACCAAAUGUAUCUCCAAACAUGCAUGGACAAGAUGGAGCCCAUUGGGAAAUGUGGUCUAGAUGUUCUUAAAGAAAUUCUUACGAAUGAACAUGUUCCAAGAAAGUGUUGUAAGAAGAUAUUAAGGGCUGGAAAAAAAUGCUACAUGGAGAUUCAAAAGAUUAUGUUUCGAUUAUAUCAACUGAAACGCUUUGCUUCUCGAGUUUCUUUCAGAAUUAACCAUGUUUGGGAUAGAUGUUCUAAAGUAGUUGAAAAUCCUUCAUUAUCUCACCAUGAGGCGAUUGAGUUAUCUUGA